This is a messenger RNA of Salpingoeca rosetta, 1220 nucleotides long. RefSeq lists its product as uncharacterized. The coding region runs from base 102 to 1220 and encodes 372 amino acids. The record is from RefSeq and is a predicted model, not a curated record. NCBI's taxonomy places the organism in Eukaryota, Choanoflagellata, Craspedida, Salpingoecidae. The transcript has 8 exons.
CAUACAUACAUACAUACAUACACACACACAAACUUACACACACUCUUACAUACAUACAUACAUACAUACACAUACCCACACACACACGCACGCACACUCACAUGCGCGCAGGUGGAGGCGAUUUUGCAUACGCGCGCGUUGCACUGCCCCACACGAGCGCCGUCUGGAGACGCCUCAGCGAUGGAGAACAAGCAUACGCCAACCGCGGCCAUCUGCACAUUGGAAGCUCCGUUCUGCUGCCGCAACCCUUCUCGAGCCCCUCGUGUCGUGUUGAUCGCCAGACCAGUGGCGUGCCGCGCCCCAUGAAGUCGACGGCCGUGCAGCACAUCGCCCCGCGACCAGGACGUGCCAGCACGCACAAGAAUCAGACGACAAAGCAGCCAAACUUCAUGUCCCGCUCCCAGCCCGUCACAGCAUCGCCAGUGGCUCGGGAUGGCGAUGGCGGCAGCAUGCUGGAUCUCCACUACCAUCUCUACGGCAAAAGCUCGUACCAAUCCCAGUUCAGCAGGCCCAAGUACACGCAGCACCGCACGCUGCGCCCCAACCGCCACUCCAUGCCGGCACUGCGCGAGGAUCGCACAUCCGUGGCAGACGAGGAUGACAUGUGGACGACAGCACCUGGUGCCGCCCUGCCCGAGCACGCGAGCACACCAGCGUCCCCGCUCGACCGCAGCAGCAGCGGUGGCAGCGUGACGCGCUACUCGCUUGGCGACUGUGAUGUGACUGCUGGGCAUGAUGAUGAAGAUGACGAUGAUGACGAUGAUGACGAUGAUGAUGAGAGCACGCUGGGCGUGACGGGCAUUCCUCGCCAGGCGGACAACGGCAAACUCCACGCAACACGCAAGACCAUCAACCGCAUGUUUGCGGCCGCGCGCUUCCCGCCAAUCACAGCACAACCCCGCGCGUUCACCCGGUCUCUUUCGGAGGAAAACGUGCGGCUGACGCGCACGCGACCAAAGCAGCAGGCCACGAGCAUCACUCCAACACGAACAGCGACCACGCACGCGCCGUUCCCGCGUCCAUAUCGCCAGGCGCCGGACGGCGGGCGCAUCGAACCGCCACCCAAGCAGGCCAUGUUGCGCAACAUCCUAGGCGCCCACCCAACGCCAAAGGCCAACACGGGCCGCAGCUUGUACCGGUACGACUACCGACGUCAUACCAUUGGUGGCCUGCGCCACACGCGCCGCCCCACGGACCAGCUCGCUCCUCGCUGGAACUGA